CGUUCAGCGUUGCUGCUGCCGGGCGUAGCUGUCUCGGUGCCCUUCCCACACUCUUCUCUACUGUGGGCUUAGCAGCGGGUGUUAGAUGGUCCCUGCGGCCGCUCAGCCAUGGGUGUGCGAGGCUUGCAGGGCUUUGUGGGGAGCAGCUGCCCCCACAUAUGCACCGUGGUGAGUUUCAAAGAGCUGGCGGAGCAGCACCGAAGCAAGUGCCCCGGAAGCACCCCCACGGUCGUGGUCGACGCCAUGUGCUGCCUCAGGUACUGGUACACCCCAGACUCCUGGGUCUGCGGCGGCCAGUGGAAGGAGUACUUCUCUGUCCUGCGCAAUUUCGUGAGGGUGUUCACGGCCGCGGGCAUCCAGCUGGUCUUCUUCUUCGACGGCAUGGUGGAGCGGCACAAGCGGGACGUGUGGGUGAAGCGCAGGCUCAGGAACAGCAGGGAGGUCGCCAGGAUCUUCCACCACAUCAAGUCGCACAGGGAGCAGCCCGGCAGAAACAUGUUCUUCAUCCCCUCGGGGCUGGCCAUAUUCACGCGGUUCGCUCUGAAGGCCCUGGGUCAGGAGACGCUGUGCUCCCUGCAGGAGGCCGACUAUGAGGUGGCGGCUUACGGCCUCCAGCACCACUGCCUGGGCAUCCUCGGGGAGGACACGGACUACCUGGUCUACGACACCUGCCCCUACUUCUCCAUCAGCGAGCUCUGCCUGGACAGCCUCAGCACCACCAUGCUCUGCCGAGAGAAGCUGUGCGAGAGCCUGGGCCUGCGCCUGGCGGACCUGCCUCUCCUGGCCUGCCUGCUGGGCACCGACGUGGUCCCGGAGGGCCUGUUCGAGACCUUCCGGUACCAGUGCCUGUCUGCCUACACCUCCGCGCGGGAGAACUGCGGCAGGAACGGCAGCGUCAUCCUAGCCGUCGCCGACCACAUAUCCAAAGUCCUCCGCUUACAUCAAGGGGAGAAAAAGCUAGAAGAGAUGUUACCUUUAGGACCAAACAAAGCCCUUUUUUAUAAGGGGAUGACAUCGUACCUUUUGCCAGGACAGACAUCUCCAUGGAUUUCCCAGAAAGCCAAAGUGAUAGCCCCUUUGGACAGCCAGGGGGCAUCCGAGAGUUCAGACCCUGAGCCCAAGCCAGACGUUCCCGUGGGUUCAAACCCUGAAUCUGAGCAAGAUGUCCUGUGUACAGAUCUUGAAUCGAAGCAAGAAAGCCCCAUGUGUGCAGACCCCGAGUCCAGGCAAGAAGACCCCACGAGUAUGGAGCCUGAGCUUAAGCAGCAAGUAGCCCUGGUUUCAGACCCUGAAAUCUUAGAGGUUGCUAGAGCCCGUCACGUGCAGGCGGAGAGCUACCUGGUGUACAACAUCAUGGCCAACGGGGAGAUCGAGUGCAGCAACACCUUGGAGGACGCGCUGGACCAGGCGCUGCCCAGCCAGGCCUUCGCCUACCGCCCGGUGCGGCAGCGCGUCUACUCGCUGCUGCUGGCGGGUGGUCACGAUGGCGCCAGCAGCUGCCCCCCCGUCCAGGAGUGGUUUGUGUACUCUGGGAACCCGCUGAGGCACCCGGAUCUCGUCAGGCCUCUGCAGGUGAACAUCCCAGGAGGACCGCCCAGCUUGAAGCUGCUGUGGCUGAGCCAGGAGCCCGGGGCCCAAGCCCAGCGUGUGGACGUGCUCCUUGCCUGCUUCGACCUCUCCUCCUCCAGGGAGGAGCUGCAGGCUGUGGAGAGCCCCUUCCAGGCGCUGUGCUGCCUCCUCAUCUACCUGUUUGUGCAGGUGGACACGCUGGGCCUCGAGGACCUGCACGCUUUCAUCGCUCAGGCCCUGUGCCUCCAAGGAAAGUCAGCUGGGCAGCUCGCAGACUUGCAGCUCGAUCACAUCGACCCCAGAGCCGUGCAGCUGGGCUCCCUCCUGGUCCGAGGCCUGACCAUGCUGGUGCUGGUCAACAGCGCGUGCGGCUUCCCCUGGAGGACCAGUGACUUCAUGCCCUGGAACGUCUUUGACGGGAAGCUGUUCCACGAGAAGUACCUGCAGUCUGAGAGGGGGCUCAGCGCCGAGGCUCUGGUGGAGCAGAACAGGUCGUGGCUCACCAGGUUCCACCAGCUGAAGUCCGUCGUGUGCAAGGCCUGCCUGCGGGAGGACAGGCGUGUGGUCAGCAGGCGGCUGCGGCAGCCGCACCACUCAGGGCGGUGGGGAAGACAGGGAUCCGGCUCCCACAGGACCAGCUCCGGGCACAGUCGCUCAGGCCCAGGACAGCACUGGAGAGACCAGGGCCCAGGAAACAGACAGCACGAGUCCGACCCGUGGAGGAGACACGCGUCGUCCUCUGGGCUGUGUGUGACCCCGGGACAGUCGUUUUCCUCAUGGCUUUCAGCUGCGGGUUGUAGUACGACCCUCUCCAGUUACCAGCUCAGCUGUGCCUCUGAGGGGGUGAAAGCCAACGCCGCCUCCCAAGUCCUGUCUGCAGUCAGCCCUCCGUGAAGUCCCAUGGACCAG
Messenger RNA from Molossus molossus (Pallas's mastiff bat), 2478 nucleotides. It is a transcript of the gene FAM120B, whose product is annotated as family with sequence similarity 120B. The transcript is spliced from 11 exons. Gene Ontology annotation, cellular component: nucleus. The record is from RefSeq and is a predicted model, not a curated record. Lineage: Eukaryota; Metazoa; Chordata; Mammalia; Chiroptera; Molossidae. The coding region runs from base 109 to 2463 and encodes 784 amino acids.